AUGGCUUCAGCAAAGGCUAUCCAGUUAUCCAAAGACAUCGAUGUUGCUCGUUGCAACGGAAAUUGGGCUGUGAUACCCGAGUUGGCAAGACGAUACAAGAAAUAUUAUUCAGAAGGAACAGUCUUGGAGCAGACCGUCUUGGCAGAGAUCAACCUUAUUCAACUAAUCAACAGUGCACGUUCCAGCAGCACGCCAAACUACCGCAUGGACGAUCCGUAUCAUAUUAGCAUGGAGGAUCGUUUGGAUCCAAACCUCGUCAAGCCAAUUCAAAGUCAACUUUUGGCAGCCAUUCAACUUGCUGAUCCAACAGAUGUUAAUGCAACUCAAAAAGAGUUUGCAAAGGUUGUGCUAGCAAGGUCCCAUUUUGAAUGUGGAGAAUAUGACAAGGCAGUCUCCAUCAUUGCACAACUUCAGUUUGAAAAGGAACAUGUCAGCCAAGGAUAUGGAUUCGUUUUAUUUUUGCAGGCAAGAGCUAUCAAAGCCAUUGCAUACGAACUGACAGGCAAUGAGGAAGACGCUGUGCAAACUUACCAAGGUGUUGGAUCAUUGAUAUCGGAGAACGCUUCUGUCAAGAACAAAUCACUCGUUGAAUGGUCCGAAGAAUCACUGUACCGAGCCACACUACUAGGCCUGAAGAAAGAGUCCUUUGUGAGCACAUCCUCGUUAUUGGAAUUCAUGCGUCAAUAUCAAAAAAUAACAAUUGGCCAACCCACCAUUUGGCGUAUGCAUAAACGUAUGACCAUCACUCGCCAUUCAUUGCAAUACGUAUCGCUUAUAUACCGCCAAGGCAAGUACUGUUUGCCUGUGAUGAAUGUCCCGACGACAAUGACAGAUGAUGGAGAGGUGGAUCCUCAGUUGCACCGACAUAUGUUUAUCAUUGAGCAAUCUCAACUGCACACGAUUUACGAAAAGAUGCUGUACCUGGAUGUGCCGCUACCCAAGGCAGGACAAGUAAAUCAGCGCGUGUUGGAUUUUGUGGAUCAGUUUGCCAGCGAUUUUGAUUUGAUAGGUGCCUCUGCGCAUGAUUUAAGAGGGUUUGUGGAAGCAUUGGAUAGAGCAUCUCAACGCACAUUCAAUUCACCCCUGAUUACGCGACAUUUGUUUCAUGCAUUGGUACGUUUGGGUGAGUUUGAGGAAGCGGAACAUGCGUUGCAGGCCUAUCUUUACUUGGUAGGUCUCGUUUCUCAUGGUUGGAAGGAGACACACCGUGAUGGACAGGCACUGGCAACAGACAAGACCGGCCUCAACAUGCCUGUUCCUGUAGCCCGACCGGAUAUCAGCACCGACGAGUUGGAUCAAACGCUGCCAGAACGUCGUGAGUCGAUUGUGGGUGAUAUAUCUACCAUCAAGAGCAACGAAAAGGAAGAGAUUGCAGAUACACUGCAUGUGCUUGUGGGUGCUAUCAGAAUGUACUGUAACGAUUUGUGUCGAGGUGUUGAUGCUGUUGAAAUGGCAGAGAUAGCAAAAGAGCUUCUUCAGAAACAAACCAAAAAAGAGCGCAUGUCGACAUUGCUGGACAUUGGUGCUGAAGUCUACCGUGCUGUUGGUGUUGCUUACGGGUUGCUAGGAUACCAAACAUUUGACCCUGAAUUAAGGCCCUUCUAUCACGAAAAGGCGCUUCGUUACCUCAAACACUCGGCUGAACUCAACAGCGACUCGUGGGAGAUAUACUACCAACUGGCCUUGCAGCAAGCGGACAUGCAUGCUAUUCGGCAAGCAGUUCAGUCCAUCACCGUUGCAAUUCAGCGGAAUCCCUCCCACAUUACGUUAUGGCAUUUGCUGACACUGCUCAUCUCUUGCCCAGCUCAAGGCGAUUAUCGACAAGCACUCAAGACAUGCGAAAUGGGACUACAGCAAGCACCAGAAUCCAUGGACGACGAUUAUGUGGAUGCAGAGCAACAUAUGAUGUAUCAAAUGACCCGCACCUUGUUGUUGCAAGCACUGCACGGACCAGAAGCCGCAUUGGAGUCUUCCGAAACCUUAUUUGCAUCUUACCGUAAAAUUGCCAUGCCCGAUAUUUCAGUAAGCAUUCAGUCUGAUUCUGCUUAUGGCGGUGCCCAUCAUGGUAUGAUCAUCUCGGGGUCCUUGGGCAAUCUCAGUGAGUUACAGACAGCGAGAAGAGGCCGAAGUGCAAGCAGUAGUAUGGUGCAUAACCCAUCUAGCGCUGAUAUCAUUACGUCAACGUCCACUGGCCAUCUAGGCUCGCGGUCUCAUGAUAAUGUAUAUGUCAGUGGUAGCGACACUCAAUUACUGACAGCUGGAAGAGCUCGCUCUACUUCCAAUUUAACUACUAAUCCAUCGCCCUUGGGGUCCGGUGCUGCUGGUAACCAAUUAUUGACAGUGCCUGACGAAGACGGCAAAUCACAGUUACAACAACAACAACAACAACAACAACAGCAGCAGCAGCAGCAUCACCAUCAUCAUCCUCAUAUUCAUGGACUGCAUAUUUUUGGAUCUAAAGGUUCCAGCAGUCGAUCCAAACUUCCUCACGACAACAGUAUCUACAGCACAGCCAGUGCCCCCAUGACAUCUCGAGGCAAUUUAAGCAAUCAAUCACUCCCCACCUCGCCGUAUGAUGUGAAAAGUAUAGCUGGCAAUUCUGUUGCCUCACUGCAAAGUCUCUCGCCAUCUGUGUUGAGCAUCCAAUCCAUCUUACAGCCCAGCAACGUCCCCAGCAAGCCUAGCACGCGCACCGUACUGAGAAAGAAGAGAUCUGAUCGCAUCUUGUCUGAUUUGUGGCUACUCACUGCCCAUGUUUUCAUGAAAUUGGGCAAACUAGACGAAGCACGUAAAGCAGUGGAAGAAGCAGAGAAUGUGGAUUGGAUCACCAACCCUCAAGUGUGGUGUGUUUUGGGACAAUUACUGCAGAGAGACGGUGAUCUUGAGCAGGCACAAGCGGCAUUUCAAAAGGCACUGGCUAUUGAUCCACAUGAUGUGAAUUGUCGUUUAUGGCUUGCAAAAUCACAUUUAGCACAACAGAGCCAGGAAAUGGCAGAAGGCAUACUGGACAUUAUGACAAAAUCCAAUGGUUGGGAUUGUGCAGAAGCAUGGUUCCACUUGGGCGAAAUUUACAAAAAUACAGAUAGAUUAGAUCGUACAAAAGCCUGUUUAUUUUAUGCUUUGGAAUUGGAAUCGACUACACCUGUUCAACCAUUUUCAGUGCUGACACGCUUUAUAUAA
Mucor velutinosus is the source of this 3180-nucleotide messenger RNA. RefSeq lists its product as uncharacterized. The coding region runs from base 1 to 3180 and encodes 1059 amino acids. Gene Ontology annotation, molecular function: protein binding. NCBI's taxonomy places the organism in Eukaryota, Fungi, Mucoromycota, Mucoromycetes, Mucorales, Mucoraceae. The record is from RefSeq and is a predicted model, not a curated record. The transcript has 7 exons.